UUUCUCUCUCUCUCUCCUCCUCUUUCAGAUUUGUGAGGUGAGUGGGAAAACGAAAAGGAGAAGGGAUAAACUUUGUGCUGUUGCUACCAUACCAUACCAUACCAGCUGCAGAAAUGGAAUUUCAAAGCAAUCAAUCGCGAGACAUGUCUCCCCAGAGGAAGAACAGUAGAGGAAAAAUUGAGAUCAAGCGGAUCGAGAACACGACUAACCGUCAGGUCACCUUCUGCAAACGCCGCAACGGACUGCUCAAGAAAGCUUACGAAUUAUCUGUGCUGUGCGAUGCUGAGGUUGCUCUGAUUGUCUUCUCCAGCAGAGGCCGACUCUACGAGUAUGCAAGCAACAGUGUGAAAGCAACCAUUGAGAGGUACAAGAAAGCAAGCUCCACUACAACCAGUGGAUCUACAUCAUCCGAAGCCAAUACUCAAUACUACCAGCAAGAAGCAUCGAAACUUCGUGCUCACAUCAGCAAUCUGCAGAAUGAGAAUAGGAACUUGCUUGGUGAAUCUUUAGGAGCUUUGACAUUGAGAGAUCUUAAGAACCUAGAGGGCCGAAUCGAAAGAGGAAUCAGCCGAAUCCGCUCCAAGAAGAAUGAGCUGCUGUUUGCUGAGAUUGAGUACAUGCAAAAGAGGCAGGAGAUUGAUUUACACCACAACAAUCAAUAUCUUCGAGCAAAGAUAGCUGAAACAGAGAGAGCACAAAACCAACAGAUGAAUCUGAUGCCCGUGAGUUCCGACUUUGAGCUUAUUCAACCUCAGCAAUUCGAUGCGCGAAACUAUCUUCAAGUCAAUGAUCUGCAAACAAACGGGGAGUACCCAAGGCAAGAUCAACCACCACCUCUUCAGUUAGUGUAA
Molecule: messenger RNA, 851 nt
Organism: Andrographis paniculata
Lineage: Eukaryota; Viridiplantae; Streptophyta; Magnoliopsida; Lamiales; Acanthaceae
Product: floral homeotic protein AGAMOUS-like
Exons: 8
Coding region: 114-851 (245 amino acids)
Biological process (GO): positive regulation of transcription by RNA polymerase II
Cellular component (GO): nucleus
Molecular function (GO): RNA polymerase II cis-regulatory region sequence-specific DNA binding; DNA-binding transcription factor activity, RNA polymerase II-specific; protein dimerization activity
Source: RefSeq, a predicted model, not a curated record